Messenger RNA from Diospyros lotus (date-plum), 4178 nucleotides. Its product is annotated as cellulose synthase A catalytic subunit 2 [UDP-forming]-like. Gene Ontology annotation, cellular component: plasma membrane; trans-Golgi network. The record is from RefSeq and is a predicted model, not a curated record. Gene Ontology annotation, molecular function: cellulose synthase (UDP-forming) activity. Lineage: Eukaryota; Viridiplantae; Streptophyta; Magnoliopsida; Ericales; Ebenaceae. Gene Ontology annotation, biological process: cellulose biosynthetic process; plant-type primary cell wall biogenesis.
UUACUCGGCCGACAGACAGAUCCAGCAAAUACAAUACGUUCUCUGUCCCUUUUUCCAUUACGCGUCUUAACAAACUCUCCGUCUCCUUCUUCUCUUUCUUCAUUACCCCCGCUGCUUAGCUUUGCUUUGCUUCUCUGUCUCUCGCACUCUCUCUCUCUCUCUCUCUCUCCGAAUCCUCCUCCUUCACCGGCAUUGAUCCGAAGCAGCCCAGUUUGGGAGUCCUCGAACUGGGUCUUUCUUCCUCUCAAGCAAGGAAUCAAUCUACCCACCAAAAGGGCCUUCGUUUCUGAUAAUUUUAUACAUUUCACUGUAUUUUAUUUGGCUGUCUUUAUCGGCCAUUCUUUAAUGUGCGUUUGGUGCUUAAGAACAUACAACCAAGGAAAGAGACGCUGUGCUGAGCUUUUCCUCGAUGGCGUUCUAGUGAUUUCUGCUUUCUUUCUUUGCUUUCUUUGAUUUGAAGAGUUUGGGUUUCAUGGAUACCAAAGGUCGCCUCGUCGCCGGUUCACACAACAGGAACGAGUUUGUUCUCAUCAAUGCAGAUGAGGUUGGACGAGUAACAUCAGUGAAGGAAUUAAGUGGACAGAUCUGCCAGAUUUGUGGAGAUGAGAUCGAAGUUACAGUGGAUGGGGAGCCAUUUGUUGCCUGCAACGAAUGUGCUUUCCCUGUUUGCAGGCCUUGCUAUGAAUAUGAAAGAAGAGAAGGCAAUCAAGCUUGCCCUCAAUGCAAAACCAGAUACAAACGCCUCAAAGGGAGUCCCCGGGUGGAAGGAGAUGAAGAGGAAGACGAAUUUGAUGACUUGGACGAUGAAUUUGACUUGGGGAGCAAUAUCCAGAGAGACCCUCAGCACAUUGCAGAGGCAAUGCUCUCGGCCCGGCUGAACACCGGCCGUGGGUUGGGCCGCACCCAAACCAAUGCGUCGGGGCUCACUACUCCCUCUGAGAUGGAGACAUCUUCUCUUCAUCCAGAAAUACCCCUCCUUACCUAUGGCCAAGAGGACGCUGGGAUUUCCCCUGAUAAGCAUGCUCUCAUUAUUCCUCCAUUUAUGAGUCGGGGAAAGCGGGUCCAUCCAGUUCCAUUUCCUGAUUCCUCUGUGUCCUCCUUGCCACCAAGACCAAUGGAUCCUAAGAAAGACUUAGCAGUGUAUGGCUAUGGCACCGUUGCCUGGAAAGACAGAAUGGAGGAGUGGAAGAAAAGGCAGAGUGAUAAGCUUCAAGUGGUUAAGCAUGAAGGAAAUGGCGGUGGGAACAAUGAUCCGGAUGAGUUUGAUGAUCCUGAUUUGCCCAAAAUGGAUGAGGGCAGGCAGCCGCUUUCACGGAAGUUACCAAUUUCAUCAAGCAGGAUAAACCCAUACAGAAUGAUCAUCUUACUCCGUCUUGCCAUUCUUGGACUUUUCUUCCACUACAGGAUUCUCCACCCAGUCCAUGAUGCAUAUUGGUUGUGGCUGACCUCAAUUAUUUGUGAAAUAUGGUUUGCUGUGUCAUGGAUACUUGAUCAGUUCCCGAAAUGGUUCCCGAUUGAGCGAGAAACCUACCUGGACAGACUAUCUCUGAGAUAUGAGAAAGAAGGGAAGCCAUCAGAGUUAGCUCCUCUAGACAUAUUUGUCAGUACUGUUGACCCAAUGAAAGAACCUCCACUUAUCACUGCAAACACGGUUUUGUCCAUUCUUGCUGUGGAUUAUCCAGUUGAUAAGGUGGCCUGCUAUGUCUCAGAUGAUGGGGCUGCCAUGCUCACAUUUGAAGCCCUUUCUGAGACAUCUGAAUUUGCAAGGAAGUGGGUUCCAUUCUGCAAGAAAUUCAACAUUGAGCCUCGUGCCCCAGAGUGGUAUUUUGCUCAGAAGGUUGACUAUCUUAAGGACAAAGUGCAUCCUACAUUUGUGAGGGAGCGUCGUGCAAUGAAGAGGGAGUACGAAGAGUUUAAAGUUCGGAUAAAUGGUUUGGUUUCGAUGGCACAGAAGGUUCCUGAGGAGGGUUGGACAAUGCAGGAUGGGACUCCAUCGGGUAACAAUGUCAGGGAUCAUCCUGGAAUGAUCCAGGUAUUCUUGGGCCAUGAUGGUGUUCGUGACAUUGAAGGAAAUGAGUUGCCACGUCUCAUAUAUGUUUCUCGUGAGAAGAGGCCAGGAUUUGAGCACCACAAAAAAGCUGGUGCAAUGAAUGCUCUGGUUCGGGUCUCGGCAGUCAUUUCAAAUGCACCUUACUUACUGAAUGUUGAUUGCGAUCACUACAAAAACAGUAAGGCACUUCGUGAAGCCAUGUGUUUUAUGAUGGACCCUACUUCAGGAAAGAAAAUAUGCUAUGUGCAGUUUCCUCAAAGGUUUGAUGGGAUCGAUCGUCAUGAUAGAUACUCAAAUCGCAAUGUUGUUUUCUUCGAUAUCAAUAUGAAAGGACUGGAUGGGAUUCAAGGACCAAUUUAUGUUGGAACAGGGUGUGUAUUCAGGAGGCAAGCACUCUACGGAUAUGAUGCUCCUGUCAAGAAGAAGCCUCCGGUUAAGACAUGUAACUGUUGGCCUAAAUGGUGUUGCUGCUUUGGAUCCCAAAAGAAGAAUAGGAAGGCAAAAUCAAAGGACAACAAAAAGAAAACCAAAAGCCGGGAAAUGUCAACACAAAUACAUGCACUCGAAAAUAUUGAGGAAGGAAUUGAAGGAAUAGAUAAUGAAAAAUCGGCCCUCAUGCCUCAGAUAAAAUUUGAGAAGAAGUUUGGACAGUCACCCGUUUUCAUUGCUUCAACGCUGCUAGAGGAAGGUGGAGUUCCACCUGGUGCAACUUCCGCAUCACUUUUGAAAGAAGCAAUUCAUGUCAUUAGCUGUGGUUACGAGGACAAAACAGAAUGGGGAAAGAGGUAUGGAGCAACUGUGGGCUGGAUUUAUGGCUCCGUUACUGAGGAUAUUUUAACUGGAUUCAAGAUGCAUUGCCAUGGCUGGCGAUCAGUCUACUGCAUGCCCAAAAGGCCUGCAUUCAAGGGAUCAGCUCCUAUUAACCUCUCAGAUCGUCUGCACCAGGUUCUUCGGUGGGCUCUGGGUUCUGUUGAGAUUUUCUUGAGCAGGCACUGCCCAAUCUGGUAUGGGUAUGGGUGUGGUUUAAAGCCACUGGAGCGAUUUUCAUACAUCAAUUCAGUCGUUUAUCCAUUGACAUCCAUUCCCUUGCUCGUAUAUUGUACCUUACCUGCCGUCUGUCUCCUUACUGGGAAGUUUAUUGUCCCCGAGAUUAGCAACUAUGCCAGUAUUGUUUUCAUGGCCAUGUUCAUAUCUAUCGCCGCAACUAGUAUUCUGGAGAUGCAGUGGGGAGGUGUUAGCAUUGACGACUGGUGGAGAAACGAGCAGUUCUGGGUGAUUGGAGGUGUCUCGUCUCACCUGUUCGCUCUCUUCCAAGGUCUUCUCAAGGUUUUGGCUGGUGUGGACACCAACUUCACCGUCACAUCCAAAGGAGGAGACGAUGGGGAGUUCUCGGAUCUCUACCUCUUUAAAUGGACGUCUCUCUUGAUCCCUCCAUUGACCUUGUUGAUCAUAAACAUAAUCGGGGUUGCAGUGGGGGUCUCUGAUGCCAUCAACAAUGGGUACGAAUCCUGGGGACCGCUCUUUGGCAAGCUCUUCUUUGCUCUAUGGGUCAUAGUCCAUCUUUACCCCUUCCUCAAAGGUCUCAUGGGAAAACAAGAUGGUGUUCCUACCAUCGUUGUGGUAUGGUCAAUCCUUUUGGCUUCUAUCCUGUCCCUGUUAUGGGUCCGAAUCAACCCAUUUGUGUCGAAAGAUGGUAUUGUGCUGGAAGUUUGUGGGUUGAACUGUGACUAGACAUGCACAAAAACUGGAUGUUUAGAUAUGGUUUGAAUCAUCGUGUGUAGAGGCCACCUGAGAAUUGCCGAGGACUAGGGCUUUGAGGCUAAGACAUCGACAUCCUGAACUCGGCCACUUUGGCUAUGGAUGAGAAUCAUCAGUAAACCAUAAACAGGGAGGAAGUCAUGGUGGCUUGGUUGUGUAGAUAAAGACUGGGACUCAAAACAUUCAUAUUUGUUGUUCUGCAAACCUUUUUUCCUUUUUGUAGUUUUUUUUUUCAUUCAUUCAUUUGAUACGUUUGGGUUUUGUGGGUUGCAAGGGAUAUAACUCAGGGAUCUCUGUGUAAUCCCAGUAGCACAUAAAAGUAAUUCUCAUAAUUUAUAUUCCCUUCUCAAUAAGUACGUGUUUAAAUUAA